CGUUCUUCAUCUUCUUUUCUAAGCCUAGGUAGGUCCUUUCGCGAUGUUCGGAUUCCACUGAGCUCAGAGAGGAGACAUAUACUUCGGGUUCUUACUAAUCCCAAUCGCAGAAGAUUUUUAAUCGUGUUUUUCAGGAUAUGGGAGAUAAAGAGGAGUUCGAUGAGGGUGAGAUUGAGUACACUAGCUACGCAGGCGAGCAUCACUUGCCAUUGAUUAUGUCACUCGUGGAUCAAGAACUCAGCGAGCCUUACUCCAUCUUCACUUACCGCUACUUCGUCUAUCUCUGGCCUCAGCUCUGCUUCCUGGCGUUUCACAAAGGUAAAUGCAUAGGAACCGUAGUGUGUAAGAUGGGAGAGCAUCGACAGACCUACAGAGGGUACAUCGCCAUGUUGGUUGUCAUCAAACCCUAUCGUGGCCGUGGCUUAGCCACAGAGCUUGUAACAAGAUCAAUAAAAGUGAUGAUGGAGUCAGGCUGUGAAGAGGUAGCCUUGGAGGCAGAAGUGUCGAACAAAGGAGCGUUGGCUCUCUAUGGGAGACUCGGGUUCAUAAGAGCCAAACGGCUACACCACUAUUACUUGAAUGGGAUGGAUGCUUUUCGGCUUAAGCUUUUGUUCCCAAGGCCUCAUGUACCUCAAAUGGUUUAUGAAGAGGAACCCCAGCCAGAGCACGAGAUUUACCCAAGGCCUCGUGACUGAAAUGACAUGAUGACCCACCACGGUCACUUCCUUUUCAUAGUUUCAACCUUGAGGCCUUGGAAAAGAAGGUGUUGUAUUGCUUCUCUGUAUUCCGGAUAGUGAAAACAUAACCUAGACUGUGUUCUGUUUCAUAUUCAGGACAACCAAAAAACACUAGUUAAUUUUUCGAACAUUAUGAAAUACUUAAAACUUGUGGCCAUAUUUUGGAUAUGAAAUUUAGAAUUGUAUAUUAUAUAUUGUUAUUUUUCUA
Messenger RNA from Raphanus sativus (radish), 945 nucleotides. Its product is annotated as N-alpha-acetyltransferase MAK3. Gene Ontology annotation, cellular component: NatC complex. Gene Ontology annotation, molecular function: protein-N-terminal amino-acid acetyltransferase activity. Bases 138 to 695 code for a protein of 185 amino acids. Gene Ontology annotation, biological process: N-terminal peptidyl-methionine acetylation. NCBI's taxonomy places the organism in Eukaryota, Viridiplantae, Streptophyta, Magnoliopsida, Brassicales, Brassicaceae. The record is from RefSeq and is a predicted model, not a curated record. The transcript is spliced from 6 exons.